CGUGAUCCGGCCAAGAUGGCGGCGGCCGUGCGGGCCGGGCGGCGCCUGUCGCGGGCGGCGGCGGCAGGCGGGGAGCUGGAGCGCGCCGGGGUGCCGCGGGCGCUGUGCGCCGAGCUGCGGGCCGGGCCUGUCGUGGCCUUCGCGCUGCUCCGCCGCCUGCACGCCGCGCUGCGGGACGCGGGGAACCCGGUGUACCUCCACGAGCUGCUGGAAGGCAGCGAGUUCGACUUUCCUGAAGUGAAGAAGCCUCCGCGGAAUCCAGAGCUGGUCGCCCGCCUGGAGAAGAUAAAGGCUAAGCUUGCCAACGAGGAGUACAGGCGCAUGACAAGAAACAUCCGUUGCCAGGAUGUGUGCCGGGAUGGGACUCUGGCUGAUUUGGGAAGGCAGGUUAGGUCAGUGAAAGCUCUCAUCAUCACCAUAUUCAACUUCAUUGUCACUGUGGCAGCUGCAUUUGCCUGCACCUACCUGGGCAGCCAGUACAUCUUUACCGAGACAGCAGCGCGUGUGCUGUCAGCUGUAAUAGUGGCCUCCGUGGUCGGCUUGGCCGAAAUGUACGUGAUGGUGAGGACCAUAGAAGGGGAGCUUGGAGAACUGUAGUGGAGGUUUCCACCACAUACUGUGAUCCUUCAGCUGGAGGCCACCUUCCUACCCUGUGGGCUAUUUAUUGGAGGCCACAAACGUGUCUGGUGCUGGUCUGUGAAUUCCUUGCAACUGUCAUUGCUUCUAUGGACAGUCUCUCUCCUCCCUGGCUGCCCGCUUUCUGGAGUGAGGCAUUGGGUGCACUGACUGGUGACUGCAGCGUCAAACAGGAUGUCCACAUGGACCUUUCAGAGCACGCACACAGCACAGGGAGGAGCAGGAGAUGAACUCUGCCUCCUCUUCUGGCUCCACAGCUGCUCCUGCUCCUCCUUGUUAGCGACUGCCCCGGUCUCUCCCGGCUCCAUUCAUGUCAGGGCCAGCUCCAUCUCUGGUAGAGGUCUCAGCACCUGGUUUCUGCAAAUGCUUUUUAUUCCUACAGGUUGAAUCCCACCCUGCCCCUUCCUCCCCCCACACUGCUGCUUUAGUGAGAAGGGGGGGAUAUGUAAACCUGUUCAGGACUAACCCACCUCCUGUGUUAACGGCAUUGCUUCUGUCCUCUGCACACGGCAGCUCCUGGACAUGGAGAAGGCAGUCCAGGCCCCAGCCCUCCACUUGUACAGGGUGACUACCUGUCUACUUCCUGACACUUCAUAGAGCUGUUUGCUGUUCUCUUGGGACCAGGGGGGUUGGGAUUGCUCGGGGGACCUCUCUCAUUGUUAAUAAAGUUGAACCCUGCUUCUGACAAACAAA
Messenger RNA from Alligator mississippiensis (American alligator), 1329 nucleotides. It is a transcript of the gene VMA12, whose product is annotated as transmembrane protein 199. The record is from RefSeq and is a predicted model, not a curated record. Gene Ontology annotation, cellular component: endomembrane system. The transcript has 6 exons. Bases 16 to 597 code for a protein of 193 amino acids. Lineage: Eukaryota; Metazoa; Chordata; Crocodylia; Alligatoridae. Gene Ontology annotation, biological process: vacuolar proton-transporting V-type ATPase complex assembly.